ACCCAGUGCACUGGGUACAGUAGUCUGGAUCAAGCACUUGAUGGGAGGGGGGAGGGAAAUCAACUCCUUUCAAUCAUCAAGAAUUAAGGCCUACUUAUCACAAUGCAUUGUCUGAAAGCUCUGAGGACAGCCAACUUCCAACUAUUUAAAAAUGCCGGACUCACCACCAGAGUUGGAGCUGACAGCAGUAUUUUGUCCAAGACGCAGCAAGCUGUUUUUCUGCCCUGUCGGGUCACGGCAUCACCGCACACCCACAGAGCCCUUCAUCAGCACACCGGUCCUGAUGUGGACCCAGGACAUACCAAGUUGAUGUCCAGUAUGGAGGACCUUCUUUUCUACACCAUCACCGACGGUAGGGAGAUGAUCCCCCUGUCGCAGUUCAUAUCAGCUUUGCGAAAAACAGGUCUGUGGACCUCUGACCCUCGACUACGUGACUGCAUGCGUCAGAUUCGCAAGUUCACACUUGACUCCCUGGAACCAGCCAUGAUGGACAAAACGUUCUUUAGAAGGUGUGUGGGUAACAACAUUAUGCUGCUGACUAAGGCUUUCCGAAAAAUGUUCAUCAUCCCAGACUUUCAAGUGUUCACUCAGAAGAUCAAUGAAAUGUAUGACAGUGCACAGCGUCAAGAUGGAGGACAAGUCGCUAAUUAUAUUCCUCAACUUGCAAAAUUCAGCCCUGACCUUUGGGGAGCAUCUCUGUGUACCAUCGAUGGACAAAGGCACUCAGUGGGUGACACCAAGGUUCCCUUCUGUCUACAGUCGUGUGUCAAGCCACUGGAGUAUGCCAUUGCUGUACAUGAACUGGGCAGCGAACACGUCCACCGGUUUGUGGGCAAAGAGCCCAGUGGAUUCGGGUUCAACAAACUGUCGCUGAAUAAGGAGGAUAGACCACACAAUCCAAUGGUGAAUGCUGGAGCUAUCGUUAUCAGUUCUUUAAUAAAGCCUGAUUCCAAGACAGCAGAGAGAUUCGACUAUGUAAUGGACUUUUUGAAGCGUACAGCGGGAUCAGAGUAUGUUGGCUUCAGCAAUGCAACGUUCCAAUCAGAACGGGUGACGGGCGAUCGGAAUUAUGCAAUUGGUUAUUACCUCAAGGAAAAAAAGUGCUUUCCCGAGAACGCUGACAUGAUUGAUGCCCUCGACUUCUACUUUCAGCUGUGCUCCAUCGAGAUGACGUGCGAGUCGGGCAGCGUCAUGGCGGCCACGCUGGCCAACGGCGGCAUUUGUCCAAUCACUGGCGAGCGCGUGCUGAGUACAGAUGCGGUUCGGAACACGCUGAGUCUCAUGCAUUCCUGCGGGAUGUACGACUUCUCCGGACAGUUUGCCUUCCAUGUGGGCUUGCCCGCUAAAUCUGGGGUUUCGGGUGCCGUGCUCCUGGUGGUCCCCAAUGUCAUGGGUAUGAUGUGUUGGUCUCCCUCGUUGGAUCGUCUGGGGAACAGCGUGCGAGGCAUUCAUUUCUGCCAGGAGCUAGUGUCUUAUUUUAACUUCCACAAUUACGACAACCUGAGACAUUUCACCAAGAAGCACGACCCCAGAAAAGGCUUAGGUGACGAGCCGAACCAGUCCAUUGUAAACUUGAUGUUUGCGGCCUACAGCGGCGAUGUCUCUGCUCUAAGGAGGUUUGCUCUUUCUACUUUGGACAUGAAUCAGAGAGACUACGACUCUCGAACAGCGCUCCACGUUGCUGCCUCAGAAGGUCACAUAGAAGCUGUGAUCUUCCUCACUGAUGAAUGUAAAGUGAAUCCUUACAUCAAAGACAGAUGGGGGAACACACCUCUGGAUGACGCCAGGCAGUUUGAUCAUCACGUCAUCGCCACCAUUCUGCAGCAGUACCAGCUUGCGUACAGUGGCGGGGAGUCGGCCAGCUUCAAGGAGGAGCGGAAGACCACCAUGGACACACUGAACAUCAUCAACUGAGGGACCAGACCAG
Syngnathus acus (greater pipefish) is the source of this 1927-nucleotide messenger RNA. Its product is annotated as glutaminase kidney isoform, mitochondrial-like. The coding region runs from base 103 to 1914 and encodes 603 amino acids. Lineage: Eukaryota; Metazoa; Chordata; Actinopteri; Syngnathiformes; Syngnathidae. Gene Ontology annotation, biological process: L-glutamine catabolic process. The transcript has 18 exons. Gene Ontology annotation, molecular function: glutaminase activity; protein binding. The record is from RefSeq and is a predicted model, not a curated record.